Messenger RNA from Pipistrellus nathusii (Nathusius's pipistrelle), 1188 nucleotides. Lineage: Eukaryota; Metazoa; Chordata; Mammalia; Chiroptera; Vespertilionidae. The record is from the annotation of a GenBank genome assembly.
AUGGCAGCGGUCGGGUCUGGCUGUUCCUCCGCGGCGGCCGGGCCGGGGGUGGUGUCGGCGGGGGCGCUGGAGCCCGGGACCAUGAGUGCGGCUCACCGGCGCCUCAAAUACAUAUCCCUGGCCGUGCUGGUGGUCCAGAAUGCCUCCCUCAUCCUCAGCAUCCGCUACACCCGCACGCUGCCUGGAGACCGUUUCUUUGCUACUACUGCAGUGGUCAUGGCCGAGGUGCUCAAAGGUCUCACCUGCCUGCUGCUACUCUUCGCACAGAAGAGGGGUAACGUGAAGCAUCUGCUCCUCUUCCUCCACGAGGCCGUCCUGGUGCAGUACGUGGACACAUUCAAGCUUGCCGUGCCCUCUCUCAUCUACACCCUGCAGAACAACCUCCAGUACGUGGCCAUCUCCAACCUGCCAGCUGCCACUUUCCAGGUCACGUACCAGCUCAAGAUCCUCACCACCGCCGUGUUCUCCGUGCUCAUGCUGAACCGCAGCCUCUCCCGGCUACAGUGGGUCUCCCUGCUGCUCCUCUUCACCGGCGUGGCCAUCGUGCAGGCCCAGCAAGCCGGCGGCGGGGGCCCGCGGCCACUGGACCAGAACCCCGGGGUGGGCCUGGCAGCCGUCGUGGCCUCCUGUCUGUCCUCGGGCUUCGCUGGGGUGUACUUCGAGAAAAUCCUCAAGGGCAGCUCGGGCUCCGUGUGGCUGCGCAACCUGCAGCUGGGCCUCUUCGGCACGCUGCUGGGCCUGCUGGGGCUGUGGUGGGCCGAGGGCGCGGCCGUGGCCCGUCGGGGCUUCUUCUUCGGCUACACGCCCGCCGUCUGGGGCGUGGUGCUCAACCAGGCCUUCGGCGGGCUGCUGGUGGCCGUGGUCGUCAAGUACGCCGACAACAUCCUCAAGGGCUUCGCCACCUCCCUGUCCAUCGUGCUGUCCACCGUGGCCUCCAUCCGCCUCUUUGGCUUCCACGUGGACCCGCUGUUCGCCCUGGGCGCCGGGCUGGUCAUCGGUGCCGUCUACCUCUACAGCCUCCCCCGAGGGGCCGCCAAAGCCAUAGCCCCCGCCGCCGCCUUGGCCUCCGGGCCCUGCACCCACCAGCAGCCUCCGGGGCAGCCGCCGCCGCCGCUGUCUGCCCACCGCGGAGACCCCAGCACGGAGCCCUUUCUGCCCAAGUUGCUCACCAAGGUGAAGGGUUCGUAG